Cuscuta europaea is the source of this 4967-nucleotide messenger RNA. The record is from the annotation of a GenBank genome assembly. Lineage: Eukaryota; Viridiplantae; Streptophyta; Magnoliopsida; Solanales; Convolvulaceae.
GCUGUCCAUACCACGGCUAUUCGGAGCAAGACCUCAUCCUAUACUUCUAUGAUGGUCUUUGUAAUGAUGAUAGACGGAUGAUCAACACCACAUGUGGAGGGGGGAUCGUCAACAAAACGCCUUCUCAAGCUAUGAAUCUUAUCUCGGAGUUGGCCGAGAAUUCUAGAUAUUACAAUGGGCGGUCCUCAACCCGAAGAGUUGCCGUAGCGGAGUCCACUCCAUCAUUGGAGAGUCAAGUAGCUAGCUUGACUUCUUUGGUAAAAGAUUUUCUGUUAAAUCCCAAAAACCAAGAACUCAAGGUCUGUGGCAUUUGUGCAACACAAGGGCAUCCUACAGAUUCAUGCCCUUCAUUACACGAAGAACAAGUCAACGCCUUGAAUUUCCAAGGCCAUCAACAAAAGAGGUACGAUCCACACUCUAACACUUACAACCCCGGGUGGAGAGAUCAUCCCAAUUUGAGAUACGGGAAUCCUCAAAAACAACCUUCCCAAGGCCAAACUUCAAGCUCAAAUAUGUCCACUGAAGACAUGAUUCGAGAACUUACCAUGAGUGUAUCAACGAUACAACAAAGUGUGGCCCAAUUUCAAGAAAUGACUAAAUCUAGCAUCCAAAAUUUAAAGAACCAAAUGAGCCAAAUUUCGAAUGUUGUGAGCCGGCUCGAGGCAAAAGAUUCGGGUAGACUCCCUUCUCAAACGAAGCAAAACCCAAGACAACAUGUUAAUGCAAUCAUGUUGAGGAGCGGUAAGGAGUUACAAGCAAAGGAAGUUGAAGAAGAGAAGGUUGACGAGCACUUUUGUCAAGGUGCGUCAAAAUAAAUUCAAUACUAAACACUUAUACGUAGUAUAGUGUAGUAGAGUUCGUAUCCACAGGGAAAGGUAUAAUUCUCUUUCUAUGAACUUAAUGAAUAAAAAGGGGGGUUUUGGUUUGAGUGAUUUAAUUUAAUUAAAAACUAAGAUGAACAACCUAUAUGUGUUUAAUUCAAGAAUAAAAGGGACUUGGCUUUGCUACUUUCCACUUGUUGGUAUAUUUUAGUCGAUCCUUGUUAUAUCUAUAACUUAUCCCCUCUCGAAUACUCAAUCGAGGAGUAUCUCCAAUUCAUCGAGGGUAGUUAUUAACAACGACCGUUCAUUAAUAACCCUUACUAUUAAUCAAGUAUAGAACAACGCCUUAUACCGAUAUAAUAGUAGCAUUCAAUCUUUUUAACUCCUUGAUGAAAUCAAUUGAGAUUGAUAACCUUAACACAACGGUUUCGGUUUAACCAACAAAAUUGAUCCCUCUUAAGUCUAUUAACCACGACCGUGUAUUAAUAAACCGAAGUUACUUACUUGUGAAACCACCAACGAUUAACCAUCGGUUCGUUGAUCAUUUCUAGUAGUAAUUAAUGUCGGAACGUUAACUAAUCGUCACUUAGCAACCCUCCAACAUUAAUAUAGAAUGAGAUUAAGGGAAGAAUUAAUAAUCAAGAGAAGAAGUUUAGAAUAUAACUCACAACUUUAAUAAUCAACAAGCUUCAAGAGCAAAACCAAGAAUGAAAGUUUAGCUCCUCAUUUGGAGGCUAAACAUAGCUAGAAAAAUAUAAAGAAAUGCUAUUCUAAGCUGAGCUAAAGAGAUUGGAAGAAGGGAUGAUUUUUAGAGGAGAAAAAGAGUGCUAUUUAUAGGUGUUUUUCAACACCUUUGGCCGGGUACCCGACCGGGUAUAGGUACAUACCCGACCGGGUACCGGUCAAAAUCAGAUAAUCUCCCAUGUUUCAUUGUUCCAGCACGUUAAUUUGUCCCGGGUCAAGUCAGACCCGACCGGGUCAAGUGAGGGACCCGACCGGGUUUGGUCUAAAUCAGAUUUUUUCCAAAUCUUUGUGAUCUUCAGCAUGUUCUGGUGUUCCGGGUCAUAUCUGACCCGACCGGGUCAAGUGAGGGACCCGACCGGGUCUUACUUUUUUCUUCUUAGAUCCGGUUUUCAACUGACCCGACCGGGUUCAAGGUCUGACCCGGUCGGGUUUUUGUGCUCCUGGGUCUUUUUGUCUUCAGUUUUUCUCCCUUUUUCCUUGCUACAAACUCUAUCACUAUUCUAAAACUCUGAAAAGAAGGAGAGAACAAUUACAAACAAAAUAAAACAAGUACUUACAAAGUAACUAAAAGUGAUGAAAAAUCCACACUCAAUCAACAUAAAAACAUACGUUUAUGCACUAUAAACUAGUGCAUAUCAAAGGUUGACAAAGAUGAGAUUGGCCACAACGAGGAGGAGCCAACAAAAGCUAAAUUUCCACCAUUGUCCUCAUAUGAACCACUACCCCCAUUCCCCAAAGCACUGAAGGAAACAAGGAAGCUGGAGAAAGAUGCUGACAUGUAUGAGACUUUCGCCAAAUGUGAGAUAAACAUUCCACUCCUUAACUUAAUUAAAAGUGUACCCCGUUUUGCUAAAUUUUUAAAAGAAUUAUGCACAAUGAAAAGGAAAAGCAAAUUGAAGGAAAAAAAAGGUGGAGGUUAGUGAACGUGUCUCGGCGAUAUUCCAAAAGAAACUUCCCGAGAAAUGUAGCGAUCCAGGCAUGUUCACUAUCCUAUGCACAAUAGGGGACACUUUAUUUCCGAGGACCUCGUUGGAUUUAGGGGCUUCAAUCAAUGUUAUUCCAUAUUCAUUAUAGAAGUCCCUAAACCUUGGCCCAAUGCAUAAAACUGGGGUAGUAAUCCAAUUGGCGGAUGGUUCUAGCACAUACCCAAAAGGCGUCGUAGAGGACGUACUCGUAAAAGUUGAAAACCUGGUUUUUCCUGUUGACUUCUACGUCCUUGAGAUGGGCGAUGUUGAUCAAACAACUCCCAUACUUUUGGGUAGACCCUUUUUAAAAACCGCAAAAACUAAAAUUGACGUGUCUAGUGGUUCAUUAACCUUAGAGUUUGAUGACCAAAAAGUAGAAUUCAAUAUCUUUGACUCUACGGGAAAACGAAUUAAAGAUCAAUCUCUUUGUUCUUUAAAUGUUUUUGAACCACAAGAACCGAAAUUUUUGAAGGAAUCUGAUAAAAUCCCAAUUUUUCAUGAAGAGGAGAAAAUUGAAUAUAGGAAGUCAUCUUUGGCUGGAAGGAAUUGUUGAAUUGUGACCUAAACCCACCUACAGUUGAGGUGGUGAUGAGAACAAAAGUUCGGCCUUACUGGAAAAGGCCGAAAAAGAAAAAUGAAACAUGGCCAAAUAAGGCCUUUGAUAAUUGAAAAAGGGAUGUUCAUGAUCCUACAUAAACCAAAAAAUAUAUAUAUCGUCGAGCCACGACGUUAAACAAAGCGCUUCUUGGGAGGCAACCCAAGUUUUUAUUUUAAUUAUUUUCAUUUGUUUUCAGUUGUGUGUGUGUUAAAAUAUUUUCUAAAAAAAGGAUUUCAAAAAAAAUGAUUUGGGAGAAAACCCGACCAGGUAUGAACAAAACCGGAUUGGAUAUGCUGCACAAAAGACGAAUACCCAGGCCGGGUAAAAUUUUGAAAAAUCAAAAAAUAAGAUAAAACCCGACCGGGUAUGCACAAUACCCGACCAGGUAUUAUCACAUUUCCCCCCUGGAGCCUCUGGAACCAUUACACAUUCGGGUAUUACAUAAAACCCAACCGGGUAAAUGUUCAAAUUUUGAAAAAAAAAACUGAAAACCCGACCGGGUAAGACAAGAAACCCGACCGGGUAUUUAGCUUUAAAACAUUCUGCCGGCCUCUGUUUCGUAUACCCAUUUGGGUAUUACGUAUACCCGGCCAGGUAUACGGGAUUUCUGCAAUUUUUAACCCCAAUCCCAGAUCGACGAACCAUCUUCCUCCCCAAAACUUGAGACCUCAAACACCCAAACUCCAUUUUUGCUCCUUGAAGCUUCGAAUCCACUCUUUUCUUCCAUCAAAAACUCAAAUUAACACCAUAAUCUUCCUCUCCACAUCAUCCUCUCCACUUCUACACCCACAAAACCCACCAAAUUCUCCAAAAUCCCCAUACCCGAAAAAACCCUACCCUCCACCUUCAAAGUCUGAAUUUUGAGCAAAAAGCCCCAAGAAAACCCCAAUUCUUGCUCUCCCCACCAUCCUCUACAUCUCCGCACCUUCAAAAACACCCAAUUCUCAAAAGUCUGAAUUUUCAAACCCUCUAAGCCCAAGCCCGAAAUUCCAACCCCAAGUUCAAGCAACGGGAAAACCAUGGCUCCAACAAGGACUAGAAGAUCUUACCCCUCCAAUGCUCAAAUUCCAAGGGUUACCAGCUACGAAGACCUCGAGUUCACCUCUCAUACUCACCACAAGAACUUCCUCCAACAAAUGUAAAGAAUGAUACAAAAUGGACAUGGCGGAUAUGAAACACCUAGAGGAGGCUAUGAUGGAGGUCAUAACAGAGAUGAGCACUAGGGACUAUGCUCCAACAAGUUCGGGGGGGAGACGAUCAUGGAUCCUAAGGGUAUAAAAAAAGAUGAUUUCAAUGAAGUUGAAGACCUGCUAUUAUUCCUGUGUUUUGAUCAUCAGAACAUUUCUAUGUUGAUUGUCAAAAACACUUGUGGAUGAUUGUUUAUUUUGCUACUAUUAUGGUGUUAGAAACUUCACGAGCAGGGUUUGAUUUACUCAAGACGGGUAAAGGUUCAAGUGCGGGGGUGUUUGAUAGGCACUAGUUGUUAGUGUCUAAGUAUACAUUCUUAUUAUUGUUUGUAAUGUUUAUUUACUAGUAUUGUGCAAGUUUGUAGUUGUUAGUUUGCAUUUGAUUGUAAUUGUAUUUCUAGCAUUUUAUUGUGUGUUGUAAGAUGUAUCUAGUUGGGCUUUAAGUUUAGGAUAGGUUUGGAAGCAAAAAGGAUGAAGAAACUUGAGUUUUAUGUAAAACCCGGUCGGGUAUGGACUUUACCCGACUGGGUAUGAAGUGACAAAGGAAAUUGCUGCAAAACUAGCAAAUACCCGGUCGGGUAUUCCAUAUACCUGGUCAGGUAUGAAGUGAUUUCGGGCAAACGAACGUGCAGAAGAAUACAAGAACAUGGGA